GAGACAACAGCUCAGGCCUGAGGCAACGCAGCUCUAUAAAGCAGCUGUAUAAAGGGAUCAGGAGGCUGCCCGGUCCCUGGAGAGACCCUUCCACCAGAAGGACCCACACAGCUCAUGGACUGUUCCACACCCAGGUGCAGCGUCUGGAGGGAACUGGUCCUUGUGGUCAGUUUGCUGGCCUGUGGGAUCCGCCAGUCCUCCAGCCAAAUCUACAUCAUCCCAGACACACUCGUAGGGGUGGAGGGAUAUCGGAGCUACCUGGUCCUCGGGAACGCCCCUGAGGAUGCUCAGGAAUAUAGCUGGCACCGGGGUGCAAAUGACACCGAGGGAAACAUGAUUAUUAGCUACGACAGCACGUCUGAUUCCCGGCAGUAUGGGCCCAUGUACAGUGGCCGGGAAGCCCUGUCUAACGCAGGUAACCUGCUGAUCAUUCGGGCUCAAUUAAAUGACACGGGGAACUACACUGUGCGGGUGGAUGCCAUCAACGGGACCCAGAGAGCAACUGGCUGGCUCAAGAUUCAAGAGUUAGAAAUCCCGGGCAUCUCGGUCAACACCAGCUCCGUGGUAGAGGACAUGGAAUCCGUGGCUGCCGUCUGCGACACCAAUGCCACCAACGUCACAUGGUAUGUGGAUUACAUACCAGUGUCCAGCAACAGCCGGAUGACAGUCUCCCCAGAUGGCAAGACCCUCAUCAUCCAAAGAUUCAGCCACUCCGACAAACCACUUCAGUGUGGGAUAGAAAUCCUCCCAGAGAUUAUUCAAAGAAGUGAACCCAUCUCUUUGACAGUGUUCUUUGGACCCUACUAUGUGCUGUUGUGGACCAAUCCGAAUGACUUCAAUGGCGUCAAUGGCGUCCUGUCCGCUGAGAUCGGCUCCCAGGUGGAGAUGGAGUGUGUCUCCUACUCCAGACCGGAAUCCAAGUACCGCUGGAUGCACAAUGGCUCCCUCCUGAGCUUCUCAGAGAAAAACAUCACCCUCCUGAAUCUGACCUGGGACCAGAUGGGCAGAUACAGAUGCAUCGGGGAGAACCCCGUCACCCAGCUGACCUUUUACCAGGAAGUCCAGGUGCAGGCGCCCUGGCGCAGGACCAUUGUUACCAAAACUUUCACCAUCUCAGGAACCUGGGUGGUGCUUCUCAUCUUGAUGACAGUCCUGGGAGGUGGCUUCUUCUGUAUCAUCCUGAUCCAUACCCUGAUCAAACAUUACUCCACCAGGUCACAUUGGGGUACAUGACCUCAGACCUGGAGGACAAGACCAGAUGGGAAAAGAGGAAAAAUAAAAAGUCUUCAAGUGAUGCUA
Molecule: messenger RNA, 1299 nt
Organism: Camelus dromedarius (Arabian camel)
Lineage: Eukaryota; Metazoa; Chordata; Mammalia; Artiodactyla; Camelidae
Gene: CEACAM18
Product: CEA cell adhesion molecule 18
Source: RefSeq, a predicted model, not a curated record